AUGAAGCUUGGAGGGAGAGCGGGCGUUGUGAGUGGACAUGCAGGACGGCGGGAAGAUGCAGAGCCACCGCGACCACCACCACGACAGACAAAGGGAGACGCUAGCUCAUGGAUUCCGUACAGCUGGGCGGGGCGUGAGAGGGAGCGAGGAUGCGAGAGCACAGCAGGAGAGGAGACGAUGACUGGAGAAAGAAAAAAGAAAAGAGACAAGUAUCGAAAGAUGCUAUGUAAUAUCUCGAAAAGUAAAAAAACUCUCUGGGAUCGUCCCGGCUACGGAAGGAAAAACGAGUUGGAUGAAUUUACAGAGGAAAACGAGUUGGAUGAAUUACCCUCUUCAGAUGAUCCGCAAGUGCGUCCAGGCAAAGCCGCGGCGCCAUGGCCGGAGAUACGAGAGAUCUCGCGAUAA
Molecule: messenger RNA, 405 nt
Organism: Coccidioides immitis RS
Lineage: Eukaryota; Fungi; Ascomycota; Eurotiomycetes; Onygenales; Onygenaceae
Exons: 3
Coding region: 1-405 (134 amino acids)
Source: RefSeq, a predicted model, not a curated record